GGUCACUCCGUGAUCUACGGGCGGAAACGGCACAACCGGCAAACAAACACAAGCAAGCUAUAAAACAAGCUCAAAUGGAAAUGACAAUAGGAAUUGAUAUGAAGGAGAUAUUGGGUUUAUAGUUUUGGUUGGUAAAUAGAAUGAUUUGGGUUAGGUGCUCACGGCCUGGUGGAUGUUUUAGGUCUUUAUUAGUAUUGCGGAGUUAAUGGUCGGGGCUGCCUGCCAUCUUACCUUGGCGUGCAACAGCUCGAGAAAUAGGGUCAACUGUUGGGGCUUCGUCUCGUGAGUGAGCUGGGCUCGUGGGGAGUGGUUAGCAGAGUGAAGCGGCUCGGUGUGCUUGGGCUGGUGAUGGAGUUCGUCACGGCUUCGCUCCUUUUAUAGGCGAGGGGAGUAGCAGCGGCGUCGCACGGGGACGGGCGACGGCGUGGGCUGCGGCAGCUCGCCGUCAACUCAAAUAGUGACGGUGCUGAGGGCGCGAGCGUCGAGGUAGCAAAGCCGGCGAGGACGCUGCGGUGGCGUGGGCGAGGUGGGGACACGGAGGUGGGCGGCACGGCGCGGUGCCGGCGGCAGUGCGCGGCCCCGUCGUGGGGCCGGCGUGUCGCGCGUGCGCGGGCGAGAGCGAGCGUGCGCGGCGGAAAAAUAUCUCGGCCGGCACUGUGCAUGACGGUUUAUUCCAAGGUCAAUGGUGUGAGUACUUUGUGGUUUCCAGGGGAUGAUGAAGUUAUUGCGAAGGAAGUAGGCGCUGUUAUGAUUAUCUGAGAAUUAGGGCGUGGUGCGGUGACUUGAGAGGCUUCUGGUUACUUAGUGUACCGGGUCCUUUUGAAUCACAACUUCUAUACUAAGUACUUAAGUUUAACUAGAAGACUAACGCUUAUAAAAACACUUACCUUAUUGGAGCGGCAAAGUCCCGAAGGAACACGCGCCUUUGAGUGGCUAGUCCAGCACUAACCCUCCUAGCCCUACCACAACCUAUCUACCUUACUCAUGGGUGUUUGUCAUGGCAAGGAGGGGGGCUCUAUUUAUAGGUCAAGAGAAGCCAUGGUAUUAGGACAAGUGUCCUCCUUCUAGAGAAUUCUAAAAUAUCUUAAUAUUUUCAAAAUUUUAUUUAUUACUAUUUCUAGAGUCCUCCAUGGAAAAUAUCUCCCCCUUGCUUAGUGGAGAAGGAUCCUUGAGAAUAUUUUAUUCUUGCUUAGGGGUUAAGGAUCUAGAGAAUUGCCUUGGAAAUAUCUCACUAUUGCUUAGGGGCUAAGGAUCUUAGAGAGUUGCCUUGCAUCUUCUUCAAAGUGAUGAAAAUUGGGAUGUUACACUAGGUGUGGUGGUGGAGGCUGGAGGCAGGAGCUGGUAGAGCGAGCCAGUGCUAUUGCACCUGCUGAUCAAACGCCUGGUCCGGAGGUCCUUCACAGAAAAACCAAAGGGAUCAAACUCGACAGAGCAAUUAUUAUCGGUUGUAAAUUGGCGAACAGAAACAAGGUUUUUGAUGAUGUGAGGGGCGACAAGAACAUUGUUAAGGUGGAGAGAACCGACAUGUGCAGUGCCGGUGGACAUGACUGGAAGAGCAGAACCAUCCCCCACAAUGAUUGUGGAAGGUGUGGAAGUGGAUGGGGGAUGGGAAAAAGAAAGUAUACCGGAGCUGGAGGCCAUGUGUGUUGUUGCGCCAGAAUCCAUGUACCAUUCACCCAUUGAUGGGGAGGGGGGGUGAGAGUUAUGGUGUUGAAGGCCCCAGCAAGGGCCUAUUGGUCCCAGCCCACCAAGGGCGGCCCACUGGGUGCACCAGCCCAGGGACCGGCCUGAGGAGGAGUGCCGGCCUAGGGCACGGCGGACUGAGCAGCCCACGGGGCAGGCAGUCCUGUCCCCCCCCCCCCGAAGGGGAAGGCCACGAGAGUGGCUAGGCCGCCGGGGAGACUGGCCCGGUAUUGCUGGGGUAGGACAGCAUGGUGGGUCCUCCGGUGGGGGCGCCGGUGACGGGGGCGACAGGGCCGCCAAGGAGAGCCUGCGACUGUGGAGCUGUGGCUGACGGCGGGCGCGGUCCGGGCCACAUCUGGAUCGUGCCAAUCCACGGAUUGUAGAAGCUGGGCCAAGCAGCGCCACUGGCAGCUAGAGAUGCGCCGGAGGUGGGAGCGGCACCGCCGCGGCUGCCACCACCCCCGGGGACAGGGCCUCCGUUGGCCCCCUUGUUCUUGCGGCGGCGACGGCCCCCACCCGAGGUUGGUGCAGGGGAUGGGGGGCCGGCGGUAAGGGCCAUGGGGGCAGACGGCGGAGGAGCAAUGGGCGGCGUGACGGUGGACGGAGCACCCAGGGAGAGUUCCUCGACCUGGAGUUCGGAGCGGAUCUCGGCGAAGGAGGGAAGCGGCCGCUGUCGCUUAAGGUAGGGGCAGAGGUGAGCGAAGCGGUCGUUCAGGCCACAGAGGACAUUGAUGACGAGGAGGCGGUUGGAGAUGGGCUCGCCGAGCUCGGUGAGGGAGUCAGCGAGGGUUUUCAUCUGGCGACAGUAAUCCGUGACGGAGAGGGCACCCUGCAUCAAGGUGCGGAACUCGGUGUCGACGAGGACGAUCCGGGUUUCGUGAUUGCCGACGAACUGUUCUUCAAGGGCGAGCCAGGCGGUGCGGGCGGACGGCGAGGCGGUGGUGACGAUCUCGAACAGCUCGGAGGUGAUGGAGCCGUAGAUCCACGAGAGGACAUGGAGAUCCAUCCGGACCCAGUGAGGGACGGCAGGAUAGGCGGCAUCGCACAAGACGUGGUCGGCGAGCGCGUACUUGCCAAGGGCGAGGAGGAGAAGGUGCCGCCACUUGGAGAAGGACGGCGUGGCGAGGUCAAGCACCGUCGAGAUGAGAGCAUGGACGUUGAGGAUGCCGAGAGCCUGGGCGUGCAGGGCAGAGACGCUGGUGGCGUCCGGGUCAGCGGCGUCAUCGCCGGCAGGGGCGUUGCCUCCGCCGGCUGCGGCGGCAUCGGCGUCAUCGGCUUCCUGGAGGAGGCGCUGCGCGGCAGCCAGGGCGCGCUCGUGACGAGCGACGUCUUCCUGGAGGCGCCGGCGCGCGGCGGCCACGACGGCCGCGGCGUCCUGCUGUGCCUGGAGGGUGGCGGCUGCCUCGGUCUCGCGGCGACGCGCGGCAUCGGCCUGCUCCCGCACGAGGCGACGGGCCUCGGCAUCGCGGAGCUCGGCAGCAACGGCAGCGUCGUCAGCCAUCGACGGCGGGAGAGAUUAGGAGCGGAAGAAACAAGACGGGAGGGCGGCCAUGAUUACAGGAGCCAAGAAAUCCUCUGUCUAACAUUCAACUUCACCGGUUCAUGGAAGAAUGAUGAUGAGGCUAUGAAAGCCCUUGCGAUCUAUGGCUAGAGGAUGAGGCUCAUGCUAAGAAUGGCGAGGGUAGUGGAGUAAGUUCCUACUUCUCUUCUUUCCCUUCCCCUCCCCGCUGGACAUUGUCUUGUGUUCCUUUUAUUAAAACAAGUUACAUUUGCCUCUGAACAACACAAAAUGUAUGUUUUUCACUUGUCUGGGUGUUUGCUUGAUUUGGUCAGAACAAUAUCACUGCUGCAGAGAAAAGCCAAGGCAGAUGACAAGGAGGGGACAAGGAGGUCUCAUUCCUAAUGCUAAUUCCUUCUAUUUUUCUUAUCACGACUUUGACAUAGUAGACUAUACCACCCCUGCAUAGUGUGGAUUUAAGACAAGUGACACUUGCUUUUCAUUGUAGCCAACAUUCUACUCUAUAAUGAU
This is a messenger RNA of Panicum hallii, 3712 nucleotides long. RefSeq lists its product as uncharacterized. The coding region runs from base 2678 to 3334 and encodes 218 amino acids. Lineage: Eukaryota; Viridiplantae; Streptophyta; Magnoliopsida; Poales; Poaceae. The record is from RefSeq and is a predicted model, not a curated record. The transcript is spliced from 2 exons.